AUUCAUUUUGGCUUCUUGUUUAGAGGAGAUAUUUCAGUUGCUCACCCACCAACUCUUUAAUGUGUUCACAGAAUUAUUUGACACCUCAAGCCAGCAACCACCACCACAGAAGCACCUUCAGGAGAAAAGGAGCACGGAAACAUAAAAAUAUGCUGCUAAGAAGCUCUUCAACUCCACUUCUUGGAUCACUCCUUUCUUCCAUCACAGAGAGCCCCAGCAACAACAAUCACUACGAAACCAGCACCCCCAUCAGGCAUUAUCCAUCAACCUCCUUUCACCACAACCACAACAGAAUCUCAUUUCAUCCCUCUCCUGGCUCUCUCCACCUCUCUACUACGGUUUCUUGCGGCUCCUCUCCUAUAUCUCCGUCUGUUGUCCAUCAAUUCUCUGAUUUCGAUCGUCAAGGCUUUCGCCGGGCUCAGUCUGAAGGCAACUUGGAAGGACUUGUCCAUGCUGCUUGCGAUACCAAUGAGGAUUUCUACAAUCACAACCAACCCAAGAAGCUUUCUGCAAGGCACCAGCGCUUGAUGUUGCAAACCAUCCCUUCCUUUUCCUUAUAUAAUUCCAACGCCAGAUGUGAGGAAGAGGAAGAUGAGAGUGAUUUAGAAGAAGAGGAAGAGGAGUUGAAGGAAAAUGAAGAACUAUUGGACAGUGGUGAAGAGAGGGUAACGGCGAUGAAUGGUAACCUUGAAUUCAACGCAUUCCGCAUGGAGAAUAUAUUGUUGAAUGAGGAGGUUAAGGGUAAAAGUUGGAAUGUUGGUUUUGAAGAUGAAGGAGGGUUGGUCGGGGAAAAAAUGUUUCUUGCCAGAGGGCUUAGCACUGAUGGUGGUAGCGCUGGUGGUGUGAGUGGCGGCAGCGGUGGCGGUGGGGGUGGUGAAUUUAAUCCAGCAGGCUCUGGCGGAGAUGGUGCUGACAACCAUGGAGUUGAGGAGCAUUACAGGAGGAUGGUGGAGGAAAAUCCUGGCAACCCCUUGUUUUUGGGGAACUAUGCGCAAUUUUUGUAUCAGUCAAAGAAAGACCUUGAGGCAGCAGAAGAGUAUUACUCUCGAGCCAUCCUAGCAGAUCCAAAAGACGGUGAAACACUGUCACAAUAUGCCAAGUUAGUAUGGGAGCUACAUCAUGACCAAGAAAGAGCUUCAAGCUACUUCGAGCGAGCAGUUCAAGCGUCUCCUCAAGACAGCCACGUUCAUGCAGCAUAUGCUAGUUUUCUGUGGGAAACAGAGGAAGAUGAAGCAGAUGGAUGUGCCGCCCCUAGCGGUAGUGAUCAGCAACUAGCUUGGACACAUAGUGAGGGAAGCGUUGAAGCAAAUUAGAAAAAUCAAAGUGUCUUUGAUUGGAUGUGCUUAAUAGUGCAAACCAAGCUUUUACACUUGAUAUGGGUUGCCGUCACAAUUUCUGAUAUAUAUUAAUAGCUAGAUGGAUUUAAUUGAUUGCUAGGCACUCCUUCAUGAACUACUUAUAGAAGGGUUAAAUUCA
Molecule: messenger RNA, 1476 nt
Organism: Theobroma cacao (cacao)
Lineage: Eukaryota; Viridiplantae; Streptophyta; Magnoliopsida; Malvales; Malvaceae
Biological process (GO): RNA processing
Molecular function (GO): protein binding
Source: RefSeq, a predicted model, not a curated record